This is a messenger RNA of Entamoeba histolytica HM-1:IMSS, 1281 nucleotides long. RefSeq lists its product as uncharacterized. NCBI's taxonomy places the organism in Eukaryota, Evosea, Mastigamoebida, Endamoebidae. The transcript has a single exon. Bases 1 to 1281 code for a protein of 426 amino acids. The record is from RefSeq and is a predicted model, not a curated record.
AUGAGUGAUCAUCAAAUAGAAAAGAAACCAUUAACAAAUUUAACACUACGUCAAUAUGUUUUUAAAGCAACUGAACCAAUUGCUGUUGAAGUUCCUGAAGAACUAACAAAUUUAGAAGAAAUGGAAUUCUUUUCAUGUGUUAAUUUAGAUAAGCUCAUUCUUUCUCCACAUAUGUUAACAAUACCAAGUGGGUUGUGUUGGGGAUGUGUUAUGUUAACAGAAGUUAUUCUUCCAUCGUGUUUACGUUCUAUUGAAGAUAAUGCAUUUAAGUCAUGUAUAAGAUUAAAAACAAUAAGUCUUCCUCCUACAAUAACACAUCUUGGUAGUAAUUCAUUUAAUGACUGUGAAUCACUUCAAAAAAUUACUCUUUCAUCUAUUAAAAAAAUUUCUACAAGAGCAUUUUGUGGAUGUUUUUCUUUAAAAGAAGUUGAAUUACCUGAAUGUCUUGAGUCAAUAGAUGAAUCUGCUUUUGCUCUUUGUAGGAGUCUUGAUAAAAUUUCAAUUCCCAAUAAUGUUUCAUCAAUUGGUAAAAUGGCUUUUAAUGAAUGUUCUUCAUUAACUGCAAUUUCUUUACCUCAGAAUUUACAAUUAUUUGAUGUCAGUGCUUUAAUGAGGUGUAACAAAUUACAAAGAAUAAUACUUCAUGGAAAAAAUGAAAUUAAUUUUAAAGUAUCUUAUCAUGUGUCACAAUUAUUAGAAGAGAAUGGUAUUACUUGUAAUAAUAUAGAAUUGAUUAAUGGAGAUGAUUUAAUCUUUUCUUGUAAUGAAAUACCUUCAUCCAUAUCUUCUAUUGGUGAUUCAUAUUAUAAAGAAUGUGAAUUUAAAACAACUAGUUUUAUUAUUCCAUCAACAAUCACUUCUUUAGGAGAAAGUGCUUUUUGUUUAUGUGGUAAUUUAAAGAAAAUAGUUAUCUCUUCAUCUAUUACCAAUUUACCUGAUUAUUGUUUUGCCUAUUGUACAGAUUUAAUUGAAAUUAAAAUUCCAACAUCAAUUACUUCUAUUGGAACACGUUGUUUUCAUAAUUGUAUUUCAUUAAAAGAAAUAUAUGUUCCUGAUAGUGUUAUUCAUAUUGGAGAAAGUUGUUUCUCUAAUUGUACAAAGCUUACUUCAAUAAAAAUACCAACAACUUGUAUUGAAAAAGAAAAUCUAUCUCAAGUAUUUCUUGGGAGUAAAAAAUUAUCUUCAAUUAAUGGAAAUUCAUUUGAUUAUACAGACGAAUGUUUAUGUGAUGAAUUUAUAGAAGAAGAUGACAAUGACGAAAUCCAUGCUCAAGGAUGGUAG